Messenger RNA from Neoarius graeffei (lesser salmon catfish), 4529 nucleotides. It is a transcript of the gene adgrl1a, whose product is annotated as adhesion G protein-coupled receptor L1a. Bases 7 to 4518 code for a protein of 1503 amino acids. Gene Ontology annotation, molecular function: latrotoxin receptor activity; G protein-coupled receptor activity; carbohydrate binding. NCBI's taxonomy places the organism in Eukaryota, Metazoa, Chordata, Actinopteri, Siluriformes, Ariidae. The record is from RefSeq and is a predicted model, not a curated record. Gene Ontology annotation, cellular component: postsynaptic density; presynaptic membrane; axon. The transcript is spliced from 27 exons. Gene Ontology annotation, biological process: cell surface receptor signaling pathway; adenylate cyclase-activating G protein-coupled receptor signaling pathway; heterophilic cell-cell adhesion.
CCCAUCAUGGCUGUGGCUCUCUGGUUGCUGUGUACCUGCGCCGUCACCCUCAGUAACAUCGCCCCCUCUGCUCAAGCCUUAAGUCGUUCCAUGAUGACUUUUGGCUUGAUGAGGAGGGAGCUGGCGUGUGAGGGUUACCCCAUCGAGCUCCGCUGCCCGGGCAGCGACGUCAUCAUGAUCGAGACGGCCAACUACGGACGCACCGACGACAAGAUCUGUGACGCCGACCCUUUCCAGAUGGAGAACGUGCAGUGCUACCUACCUGAUGCCUUCAAGAUCAUGUCACAGAGGUGUAAUAACCGUACACAGUGUGUGGUGGUCGCUGGGUCAGACGUGUUUCCUGAUCCUUGUCCAGGAACUUACAAGUACCUGGAGAUUCAGUAUGAGUGUGUGCCAUACAAAGUGGAUCAAAAAGUCUUUGUAUGUCCGGGGACUCUUUUAAGGGUUCAAGCGGCGAGUUCACAGCAGGAGGCGGAGCAUCAGUCGGGGGCGUGGUGCAAGGACCCGCUGCAGUCAGGUGACCGGCUGUAUGUCAUGCCAUGGACACCAUACCGGACGGACAUUCUGUAUGAAUACGCAUCAUGGGAGGACUUCACCCAGAACCGCGCCACCACCACCUACAAGCUGCCCAAUCGUGUGGACGGUACGGGCUUCGUGGUGUACGACGGCGCUGUUUUCUACAACAAGGAGCGAACGCGGAACAUCGUCAAGUACGACCUGCGCACACGCAUCAAAAGCGGCGAGGCCAUCAUCGCUAAUGCCAACUACCACGACACCUCGCCUUACCGCUGGGGGGGGAAGUCCGACAUCGAUCUGGCUGUGGACGAGAACGGCCUGUGGGUCAUCUACGCCACCGAGAGCAACAACGGCCGCCUGGUGGUCAGUCAGGUGAACCCGUACACACUGCGUUUUGAGGGCACAUGGGAGACAGGUUUCGACAAGCGGCUGGCGUCCAAUGCCUUCAUGGCGUGUGGCGUGCUGUACGCCGUGCGCUCCGUCUACCAGGACGACGACAGCGAGGCUGGCGGGGAUCUGAUGCUGUACGCCUACAACACCAACCGCAACCAAGAGGAACCCGUCCACAUCAUCUUCCCCAACCCCUACCAGUACAUCUCAUCCAUCGACUACAACCCCCGCGACAACCAGCUCUACGUAUGGAACAACUACAAUGUCCUGCGCUACCCGCUGGAGUUCGGACCGCCCGACCCCACCACAGGACCGCUAGUCACCACUCAAACGUCCAGCACCACGUCGUCACGCUCGUUCUCGUCCACCUCCAGUCCGUCCACCAUGCGCCCACUGCCUGCCACUUUUCACCCCAUCGGUGCCAUAAACAAAGCCCCGGAACUGCGCCCCAUCACCGCUACAGUUCCCGUGACCCGUCACCGCCCACGUCCACGCCCACCCCAGGAGCCAGAGCUGCAGGAGGGGUGUGACCUGAGCGUAGCACGAGGUGUCCAGUGGCCCAGCGCACAGAGAGGCGAGACGGUGGAGCGGCCCUGCCCUAAAGGAUCACUGGGCAUCGCUUCUUACCAGUGUCUGUCCUCUCCAGUACAGUGGAACCCCCGAGGUCCUGAUCUCAGUAACUGCACCUCUCCCUGGGUCAACCAGGUGGCCCAAAAGAUAAAGAGUGGUGAGAAUGCAGCGAACAUUGCCAGUGAGUUAGUGAACCACACGCGGAGUCGGAUCCACGCCGGAGAUGUCAGCUCAACUGUCCGUCUCAUCGAGCAGCUGCUGGACAUCCUGGACGCUCAGCUUCAGCCCCUGAGACCCGGAAACAAAGAGUCAGCCACUCGCAACUACAACAAGCUACAGAAGAGGGAGAGGAACUGCCGAGCAUACGUUCAGGCUGUGGUUCAGACAGUAGAUAACCUGCUGCGUACUGAAGCUCUGGACGCCUGGAGAGACAUGAACAGCAGCGAGCAGGCUCACACUGCCACCAUGCUGCUGGACGUGAUGGAGAAAGGCGCCUUCCUGCUCGCCAAUAACAUGUACGACACCCACUUCAGUGACCACGCCCCCAACGUUGAUCUGGAGGUUCACAUACUGAACACAGACAUGGAUUCUCAGGACUUGGCGUUCCCUCAGAGGAGCUCUGAGAGCAGCAUCCUACUGCCAGCUUCCACCGUCAAACAGUACAGCCGCAAUGGUCAGGUGAAGGUUGUCUUUUUGCUUUAUAAGAAUUUGGGCUUGUUCCUGUCCACCGAGAACGCCACUGUGAAGAUGGAGGUGGAACCAGGACCUGGGGGGCGGAGCUUAGUUGUCAAUUCGCAUGUCAUUGCCGCAUCCAUCAACAAAGAGUCAACCCGAGUGUUUCUGACUGUGCCUGUGGUGUUCACCUUGAGACACCUGCAGCUGGAGAACCACUUCAGCCCAAACUGUUCGUUCUGGAACUACUCGGAGCGCUCGAUGACGGGUCAGUGGUCGUCUCAGGGCUGCAAGCUGAUGGACACCAACCGCACACACACCACCUGCUCCUGCUCUCAUCUCACCAACUUCGCUGUUCUCAUGGUGCAGCACGAGCCCAGUUACCAGGAUCAGAUGCACGAGGUGCUGCUGGUUGUGAUCACGUGGGUGGGGAUCGUAAUCUCGCUGGUGUGUCUGGCCAUCUGUAUCUCCACCUUCUGCUUCCUGCGCGGCCUGCAGACGGACCGAAACACCAUCCACAAGAACCUGUGCAUCAACCUCUUCAUCGCCGAGCUCCUCUUCCUCAUCGGCAUCAACAAGACGCAGUACCAGAUUGCGUGUCCAAUCUUCGCCGGCCUCCUGCAUUUCUUCUUCCUGGCUGCGUUUUCGUGGAUGUGCCUGGAAGGUGUGCAGCUCUACCUGAUGCUGGUCGAGGUGUUUGAGAGCGAAUAUUCCCGGAAGAAGUAUUACUACCUGUGCGGUUACUGCUUCCCGGCGCUGGUGGUGGGCAUCUCGGCGGCCAUCGACUACCGCAGCUACGGGACCAAGAAAGCGUGCUGGUUGCGGGUUGAUAACUACUUCGUGUGGAGCUUCAUCGGCCCCGUGUCCUUCAUCAUCAUGCUGAACCUGGUGUUCCUGAUGGUCACUCUUCACAAGAUGGUCCGCAACUCGUCCGCCCUCAAACCCGACUCCAGCCGUCUGGACAACAUCAAGUCCUGGGCUCUCGGGGCCGUCACACUGCUCUUCCUCCUCGGCCUCACCUGGGCUUUCGGUCUUCUCUUCAUCAACGAGAAAACGGUCAUCAUGGCGUACCUGUUCACCACCUUCAACGCCUUCCAGGGCAUGUUCAUCUUCAUCUUCCACUGUGCCCUACAGAAAAAGGUCCAUAAGGAAUACAGUAAGUGUUUGCGUCACUCGUACUGCUGUGGACGCUCGUCUAACUCCAGCUCUCACGGCUCACUGAAAAACUCUGCACUGCGCACCAACAACCGCUAUUACACCAGCAGCCAGGCCCGACACGCUGCAGCACACAGACAGAGCCGAAUCCGUCGCAUGUGGAACGACACAGUGAGGAAGCAGACCGAGUCGUCCUUCAUGGCAGGAGACCUCAACAGUACUCCAACCCUCAACCGCGCCCCCAUGGGGAAUCACCUGUUGGCGAAUCCGGUGUUGCAGACGCGCACAGGUUCUUCACCCUACAACACCCUGCUGACUGAGAGCUUCACACCUCCAUCACCUGGAGUCUUUAACUCCACUGGAACCUUCCGUGAUCCAAAGAGCACUCUGGCUAGGAAUCGAGACCAUGCUGGAAUGGAGACACUGCCACUAAACGGCAAUUUCAACAACAGCUACUCGCUGCGUGCUGGAGUUGCCGGUCCGGGCGGACAAGGUGGCAGCUGCGACUUCCUUGGAGGUGGGUCCGAUGAGAGUCCACCUCCUUUACUGAACCCGCGUGGUGCGGAGACGCUUGGAGGGAUCCGACGCAACCUCUCGGACGCAGCCGCCUUUGAGAAGAUGAUCAUUUCUGAGCUGGUGCACAACAACCUCCGGCAAGGAGGCGGGGAGAGAAUUGGCGGUACCCUGGUGCGAGGACGAGCGGGAGUAGGGGCAGGGGCAAGUGCAGGGGCUGGAGUUGAUCGAGUGACUGCUGUGGAACAGGAAGCGGAAGACGAGGGCAAGCGACACCGGACGCCACAAGAUGUCGAGCUGUUAUACAAGGCUCUGGAGGAGCCCUUGCUCCUGCAGCGUGCCCAGUCAGUUCUCUACCAGAGCGACGCUGAGGAGAGCGAGAGCUACAUAAAUGAUUCGAACGAGAGCCGCGGGCACAGUGCAGCCGCUACAGGCACUGGCACAGGUCCGGACUCGCCUGCCAGGGACUCGCUGUACACCAGCAUCACCAACCUGCGAGACUCUCCGUACCCAGACAGCAGCCCCGACGAGCUCUACUACAGCUCGGGCAGACCUGCACUGGGCAGCGCCAUGCACACCUUCUACCCGACGCCCCCAACGAGGCCCGGAGCCGAAACCCAAACCCAUGGCCACACCCACAAUCCCCCCGAGCCCCCGCACGCUGAAGGGGAUGGACAGAUGCAGCUAGUCACCAGCCUGUGACUGCGAGUAAA